AUGCCCAACGACGCAAGUGCCGCUCAUCCAAGUCCUCCAACGGCACCGCCCACUCUACUUAGCGCCGGUUCCUUGCGUCUGCGAGAUCCCCCGAUCUUCUCGGGCACUGACGACAAGGACGUGGACGAUUGGAUAUCCACAUAUGAGCGCCCACGCAGUUCGGCACCUACGCUCCGCGACUUCAUCCAAGACCAGGUCGCGCAAGCUAUUCCGCCAGCCCGUGAACCGCCGCCAGUCACUGCACCACUCAAGUAUGCAGAGGCCGUUGCCCGACCUCUUCACCAGACGCUCCAGCCCCCGCCUAUGUAUCAACCACCGACCUUUUCACCACCGUCUAUGCCGAUGCCACACCGGCCGCCUUUUCCGACCCCCUAG
Molecule: messenger RNA, 375 nt
Organism: Rhipicephalus sanguineus (brown dog tick)
Lineage: Eukaryota; Metazoa; Arthropoda; Arachnida; Ixodida; Ixodidae
Exons: 2
Coding region: 1-375 (124 amino acids)
Source: RefSeq, a predicted model, not a curated record